Messenger RNA from Ictidomys tridecemlineatus (thirteen-lined ground squirrel), 712 nucleotides. The record is from RefSeq and is a predicted model, not a curated record. NCBI's taxonomy places the organism in Eukaryota, Metazoa, Chordata, Mammalia, Rodentia, Sciuridae.
AGAAGAUCACGAUUGAAUCUGGAGAGAGGCCUGGAAAACUGUUCUUGGCCUUGAUGGCCAACCCAGUGAUGAUUCAACUCACAUGGAACUCAUUUUCUCUUCGGUUCAUCCCGAUUGGACAGGAAAGGAGGCGACUGACCAAUACUGCCAGGCUCCACUAGGAGAGAUCAAAGCAGCCGCUGGAAAACCCACCGAUUUGGCAAAGGUUAUGAGCAGCUGGCAUCCUGAUUCCUUGCCAAUCAGCCUGGAACACACCAUUGCUGCCUGUCCAGAAACCUGGGACAAAAGACUACUGACUGGUACAGGACCUAAGAGAAGUCAACAAAAGAGAAACCAUUCAUCCCAUGGUACCAAAUCCCUACACACUUCUCAGUUCAUUGUCUUCGUCUUACCAAGUGCACACUGUCCUGAACCUUACCAAGUGCACACUGUCCUGAACGUCAAAGAUGCCUUCUUCAGUUUGCCAUUGGCUAAGGUAAGCCAACCAAUUUUUAUUUCUAUAUGGUCAGAUCCAGAAGGGAGAUUUUCAGGACAAUUGACUUGGACACAGUUGUCACAGGGAUUUAAAAGCUCUCCAACUCUAUUUGAUGGAUGUAACUGCUGCCAUCAGUGUAGAGUGUCUUGUCUCAUUCUGGCCAGGGUGUGUCCAUCACACCAGGCCUCGUGGCUUACAGGCUGCAACACCCCAAGACUGCACUUUUACAAUAUGUAG